UCCGCGGACGGUAGCCGGUUUGGCGGAACUGACGGCGACGAAGGCGCCGAAGGAUGGAGGCGGUGGUUUUCGUCUUCUCGCUCAUCGAUUGCUGCGCCCUCAUCUUCCUUUCCGUCUAUUUUGUAUCCUUGCCUCUAGUCGGCUGUCCUGGCCGGGAUUCCGUCCGCAGCCUUCGGGCGUGGCGUGGCGUGGCGUGGCGGGCCUCAGGCCUGGGCAGCGGGGAGCCCUAAACUCGGGGCUGAGCGGGUGCGGGCGGGGAAAGUGGGGGGGCCGCCGCGGAACCGGGGUGCACGCGGGCCAGGAACUCCGUCGAGAGCGAGGCGGACUGGGGGUCAGGGGUGGGUGUGUCGGGCGCAGGAACUAUGGGAGCCGCUGCUCAGAUUCUGUUAUUCAGGCCUCUGUUGGGGAGACUGGGGUGUCUCCCCGGCUGGGCCCCCUUCCUGCCCAAGCCAAAGGUGCAGCUCAGCCGAGGAUGAUUCAUUACCUUGGUCCGUCCCUCCGCGCUCUUCUUGGAGGAAGUGGGUGGUACCAGAAUUGAUUGGCCACACUAUUGUUACUGUAUUAAUGCUUAUUUCAUUGCACUGGUUCAUCUUUCUCCUCAAUUUGCCUGUUGCUACCUGGAAUAUAUAUCGGUUCAUUAUGGUGCCAAGUGGGAAUAUGGGAGUUUUUGAUCCUACAGAGAUACACAACCGAGGGCAAUUGAAGUCCCACAUGAAGGAAGCCAUGAUCAAGCUUGGUUUUCACUUACUUUGUUUCUUCAUGUACCUUUAUAGUAUGAUUCUGGCUUUGAUAAAUGACUGAACCUGGAAGGAGAUGCCUAAGUUGGAGUCUUACACUACAGUGAACAGUUGAGGAGCCAGAGAUGAGUUUAGUUCAUACCUAGAACCGUGUCCAUUAAGCAGUAUAUUUUUUUCCUCUUUGGACAAAACAAACAAACAAACAAAAAAACCAACACAACCUAUUUUUGCUGUAUUUUUACCACAUAAAGUAUUUAAAAAACA
Messenger RNA from Monodelphis domestica (gray short-tailed opossum), 1001 nucleotides. The record is from RefSeq and is a predicted model, not a curated record. Lineage: Eukaryota; Metazoa; Chordata; Mammalia; Didelphimorphia; Didelphidae.